Impatiens glandulifera is the source of this 410-nucleotide messenger RNA. Its product is annotated as E3 ubiquitin-protein ligase RING1-like. Gene Ontology annotation, biological process: ubiquitin-dependent protein catabolic process. The transcript has a single exon. Gene Ontology annotation, molecular function: ubiquitin protein ligase activity. The coding region runs from base 24 to 410 and encodes 128 amino acids. The record is from RefSeq and is a predicted model, not a curated record. Lineage: Eukaryota; Viridiplantae; Streptophyta; Magnoliopsida; Ericales; Balsaminaceae.
UUCUUCAAAAACAACAAUUAAACAUGGCAGCAACAAUCUCUGAUCUAAUAAUAAACAUUCCUGCGGCGAAUGCACUUGUCUACGAUUUCUUCGACCUCGAUUUAGCAAUAACUAUGGCGUUAGAAAGUCCAAACGGACAAUGGAUCAAACAAUUCCAAUCUCCCACCGCCACCUCCGCCGAAGAAACGACACUUUUAGUCUCUCAAAUGCCGACUCUUUCCGCCGAUCAAUUAACCGCCACUAAUUCUCUUUGUACCGUCUGUUUAGAAGGAUUCGAAAUCGCCGACGCCAAGCGAUUCAAUUGCGGCCACGUUUAUCACGCCGAUUGUAUUACCGAAUGGCUUUUAUUGCACGAUUCUUGUCCACUCUGUCGCUGCGAUAUCUCCGGCGGCCACCUCAAGAACAACUAG